Didymodactylos carnosus is the source of this 1236-nucleotide messenger RNA. NCBI's taxonomy places the organism in Eukaryota, Metazoa, Rotifera, Eurotatoria, Philodinida, Philodinidae. The record is from the annotation of a GenBank genome assembly.
AUGGCUCUAGUACCUGUUGUGAAAGUUGUUGAUUUAUAUCGUCAUGAUCAACUCGAAGAUGGUUAUGGAAUUGAAUGGAUUGGCGGUGGAAAUGAGGAUGAACAUCAACAACAACCAGAAACGAUUUCUGUUCGAUCUGUACAAACAAAUUGUGAACAUUUACCAACACAAAUUAGACGAUCUCUUUCUAAAAUUUUACCUGGUGAUGUUGUGGUGGAGUUGAACGGAGUUAGCACAGUGAAUAUGGGGAUGAGAGAAUUCAUCAAGAAUUUAAAACUAUCGGGAAGUCGAGUUCGAAUUCGAUUGAAAUCAGACUAUAGUGGUUAUUCCAGUCCAACUUGUCAAUAUUAUAUAAAUAAUUCACAUCCACCAUCAUGGCAUUCUCCAUCAUCGUUAACUCAAUCCGAAGACAAUGAUGAAACAUUGUCUGAUAACGAUUCUAUCCCAUUACAAUCAUUAUCUCAUUUAACAAAUGGUCAUUCUUCAAAUGAUUGUAUUCCACAACAAAAGCAACAACAUCAACAACAUUCAAAAUUAGCUUAUAUACAAUCAACAACAACGAAAUCAUCUGACUUUUUACCAUUAACAAAUGCUCAACAAUAUGUGGGUUUAAAUGGAUCUCGUUCAUGUGAUUAUAUAGAUUCUGGUGAACUAUUUAUUGGAAAUAGUUCAUUAUCUAAAAAUAAUAAUCAACAUCACAGUUGUGCAGACAUAAUUACACAGAAUAAUGAAAAAAAUAAUCAUAUUUCAGAGAAAUCAUUAACAGAUAUAAUUACUACUCCUUUGGUACCCAUGUCUGAUAUGUGUACAUAUAUUCAAUUAGAACAACAUAGCGGCUCAAAUUCGACAGCUGAUUAUGAUAAUAUUGAAAAUAUAACCGGAUUAGAGUCACAAUUAAUUGCAAAUGGUCCUAAUAAUAGUGCAGAUGAUAAACAACAUCAACAGCAACUCCUCUAUUCUGGUCUUUCUCCACCAUCGAUACAACGUUUAGCCCAAGGUCAAAUAUUUCAAGAAUUAGAUCAAAAAACCAAACAACAAAUUGAUGAAAGAUUAAAACAUUUAGAAGAAGACGAAGAUAAUCAUGAAAAUCAUUCUCCAAUAACAUCCGAAGCCGUGAAUAAAUCUGUUGAUUUACCAUCUGCAUGUCGAUUGGCGAAACGUUUGUAUUUAUUGGACGGUUUUAAAUCCACGGAUGUUAUGAGACAUUUAUGUAAAAGGUAUUUCAUGUUAGAAUAG